Messenger RNA from Bombyx mandarina (wild silkworm), 477 nucleotides. RefSeq lists its product as uncharacterized. The record is from RefSeq and is a predicted model, not a curated record. NCBI's taxonomy places the organism in Eukaryota, Metazoa, Arthropoda, Insecta, Lepidoptera, Bombycidae.
AUGAUCGCUAUUAUCUAUUGUACAUUGUCUAUGAUAGGGUAUUCCUUUCAACAUAGCACUUCAAAGCUCGACCAAGCUAAGUUUGCACCCCGCAUCGAUUACUUCACACUGCCACCUAGGUGCGGUCUGAAAAAAGGAUUCGCUAUGACUUUAAAAAUGAUUAUGUUUCUGUCGGCGACAAAGAUACUAACCGUGCUGACGCGACAGGCCGAUCGCGGGAAGGUGAGCGGGGAAACGGGCGGACCGCCGCGCCGCAUUCCAGCGAGGUGCAAACUUAGCUUGGUCAAGUUUUUCAAAGAUAUUUCUCUCGAGCGUUUGAGGAUUGAUGCUGGUAAUGUGGACUGGUCGUCUGUUUACAACUGCAAUGACAUCGACAGUAAAGUUUCUGCCUUCAACAACCUACUAUUAGAUCUCUACAACAACCAUGCACCUCUCAAGAGAAUCAGUUUUAAUUGUAACAGUAUUUAUGGCGACUAA